Messenger RNA from Linderina pennispora, 1023 nucleotides. Its product is annotated as Brix-domain-containing protein. Gene Ontology annotation, molecular function: snoRNA binding; rRNA primary transcript binding. Lineage: Eukaryota; Fungi; Kickxellomycota; Kickxellomycetes; Kickxellales; Kickxellaceae. The transcript has a single exon. Gene Ontology annotation, biological process: rRNA processing. Bases 129 to 989 code for a protein of 286 amino acids. The record is from RefSeq and is a predicted model, not a curated record. Gene Ontology annotation, cellular component: small-subunit processome; nucleolus; Mpp10 complex.
CUUGAGCGAUCACCGCCGCCAAAAUUUUAGCCCAGUUUUUUCUCUCUCGGCGAAUGCUGGACACACACAACCUCUCCCCGCCUUUCUGUCCAGCACCUUCAAUUCCACACAACUAAACCAUUUUAAAAAUGCUUCGGAGACAAGCCCGCCAGCGCCGCGAGUACCUGUACAAAAAAUCGCUCGAGAUCCAGGAGCGCCAGACGUUUGAGAAGAAGCAGAAGCUCAAGGAGGCCCUGCGCGACGGCAAGCCGAUCCCGACCGAGCUCCAGGACGAGGCCGAGCAACUGAACCAGCAGCUCAAAUUCGACGAGGCCGCCGAGUCCCUGACGUCAACGCAAGACGACGAGUAUGCCAGAGCCGGAAUCUACGACCCAAAGGUAGUGGUGACGACGUCGCGCGACCCGAGCACGCGCCUGCAGCAGUUCGCCAAGGAGCUGCGUCUGGUGUUCCCGAACGCGCAGCGCAUCAACCGCGGAAACUACAUUGUCAGCGAAAUCGUCGAGACCUGCAAGGCCAACGAGGUCACGGAUCUGGUCAUUGUGCACGAGACGCGCGGCCAGCCCGACGGCCUGAUCAUCAGCCACUUCCCCUACGGCCCCACCGUGCACUUCACCCUGUACAAUGUCGUGCUGAGACACGAUAUCAAGGACCAGGGCAACAUCUCCGAGGCCUACCCGCAUUUGAUCUUUGAGAACUUCAACUCGGCCCUCGGCAGCCGUAUCAGGAGCGUGCUCAAGUACCUGUUCCCGGUGCCAAAGGUCGACUCGAAGCGCGUCAUGACGUUCUACAACGACAGCGACUUUAUCUCGUUCCGCCACCACGUCUACGCAAAGGUCGCACACAACGAGGUGCAGCUGGCGGAGGUUGGCCCGCGCUUCGAGAUGCGCCCGUACGAAAUCCGUCUUGGCACCGUCGACAUGCCUGAUGCCGACAAGGAAUGGGUUCUGCGGACAUACCAGCGGACAUCUCGCAAGCGCGAUCUGCUGUGAAAAAAGAACCACAUUCACCUUGCCUUUUCUCUCC